Molecule: messenger RNA, 1131 nt
Organism: Erigeron canadensis
Lineage: Eukaryota; Viridiplantae; Streptophyta; Magnoliopsida; Asterales; Asteraceae
Product: axial regulator YABBY 1
Exons: 7
Coding region: 292-969 (225 amino acids)
Biological process (GO): fruit development; polarity specification of adaxial/abaxial axis; abaxial cell fate specification
Cellular component (GO): nucleus
Source: RefSeq, a predicted model, not a curated record
UUCUCAUUUGUAAGCUUACAGCUUGUCUUUGAGAAGACACAAAAAAUAUAUAUAUAUGUAAGCAGGAGAGAGAUCAGAUCCCAAAGUAGUUGGUUAAUCUGUCCGUCAAAUCAAUCUCAUCUCAUAUAUUAUAUAAUUUACAUUGUUGUUGUUGUUCAGUCAAUCUUUUCAAUCAAUCAAAUCAAAAACUGUGUAAAAAAGAGAGAGAAUCAAACAGGAAUUAGAAAGGGCAAAAGUAGUAGUUGUAGUGUUGUUGAAAUAAUAAUAAUAAUUAAGAAGGAACAUCAUAUCAUGUCAUCUUCAGCUGCUUUUUCACCGGACCACCACCACCACCACCUCUCUCUUCCCUCCGAGAACCUCUGUUAUAUCCAAUGCAACUUCUGUGAUACUCUCCUUGCGGUGAGUGUUCCUUACAGCAGUUUGUACACAACUACUGUUACGGUUAAAUGCGGGCACUGCAGUAAUCACUUGUACUUAAACCCGGGAGCGCUUCUCUUUCCUGCUGCCGCCACCAACGCCGCCGUUGCUGCUGCUGCUAAUCAGUUUCAUCAUCUUGGCCAUGAUUUCUUCGCUCCUCGAAACAUUAUGGAGGAGAUGAGAAAUGUGCCAACUAACUUGUUGUUGAAUCAAGCAAACCCAAAUGAGCCCUUCAUACCUGUCCGGCUUGAUGACCUUCCCAAACCUCCGGUGGCAAACCGACCUCCAGAAAAACGCCAACGAGUGCCUUCUGCUUACAACAGAUUCAUUAAGGAAGAAAUCCAACGUAUCAAAGCAGGAAACCCUGAUAUCAGUCACAGAGAAGCCUUCAGUGCAGCUGCAAAGAAUUGGGCCCAUUUUCCUCACAUCCACUUCGGACUCAUGCCUGAUCAGCCCGUGAAAAAAACCAAUGUGUGCCAACAGGAAGGAGAGGAUUUGCUCAUGAAAGAUGGGUUUUUAAGCACGGCAAGUGUGGGUGUUUCGCCUUAUUAAGAAGAAAUAAAAGGGCCAAGAUAUAAAUAGCUAACUAGGGUUUCUGCAUUCCGUUUGUAUUUUGCCUUGUGCUUGCUUGAUCGAAUGUCUAAUUAAGACCGAAUAAUUAGGGGUUCUUAUUUUAUUAUUCGUCUUUAAAUUAAAGUACGCCGUUUUUAAUCA